CUUGCGCACGCCAGUAGCCAUUAACGCGCGCCCGUAGCCUCCUUCCCUGCUUCUGCUUCCCUCGUCCUCUCGAAGCUUCAUCGCCAUGGCGGACCAGCUCAGCGACGACCAGAUUGCAGAGUUCAAGGAGGCCUUCAGCCUCUUCGACAAGGAUGGCGACGGCUGCAUCACCACCAAGGAGCUUGGAGCGGUGAUGCGUUCCCUGGGUCAGAACCCGACGGAGGCGGAGCUGCAGGACAUGAUCACGGAGGUGGACUCCGACGGCAACGGCACCGUGGACUUCCCGGAGUUCCUGGGGCUGAUGGCGCGAAAGAUGAGGGACAGCGACUCGGAGGAGGAGCUCAGGGAGGCGUUCCGCGUGUUCGACAAGGACCAGAACGGCUUCAUCUCGGCGGCGGAGCUCCGGCACGUGAUGGCCAACCUCGGGGAGAGGCUGGCCGACGCGGAGGUCGACGAGAUGGUCCGCGAGGCCGACGGCGACGGCGACGGGAGCAUCAACUACGACGAGUUCGUCAAGGUCAUGAUGGCCAAACGGAGGAGCAAGAGGACGGAGGAGAAGCCGGUGCGCGGCGGCAAGAAGAAGCCGGGGACGUCCGACGCCGGCAAGCGCCCCCAGAAAUGCGUCAUCCUGUGAAACGCAGCCUCGAUCGCCUUCUUCGCGCGUCUCGUGUUCCAUGUCCCGUUCAACCGCUCGAAGCUGGACUGCGCUGCAGGUGAAUGCAGCUGCUGUGUAACGUAUCAGACGAUCCGCAGUGUAUAAUGCUCGCUCCAGAGAAAUAACACUCCGAGACUGCAACCUCGGCGUUGCAACUUGCAUUGGUGUGA
Messenger RNA from Setaria italica (foxtail millet), 825 nucleotides. RefSeq names its product calmodulin-3. Gene Ontology annotation, molecular function: enzyme regulator activity; calcium ion binding. The record is from RefSeq and is a predicted model, not a curated record. The coding region runs from base 86 to 634 and encodes 182 amino acids. NCBI's taxonomy places the organism in Eukaryota, Viridiplantae, Streptophyta, Magnoliopsida, Poales, Poaceae. The transcript is spliced from 3 exons.